AUUCUUAUACAAUUCUGUUCAUAAUUCAAUCUCACUGAAAGAUUCAACUCUCAAGACUACAUGAAAUGAUGAUCGAAGCAUCCGAAUUACUUGGAUAUGCAAACAGAGUGAUGUCGAUUCUACAUUCUGGUCAUUUUUGAACGAACUUCACAAAUAAUUCAUGCCUUAAAUACGCUCGCUCAUGAACUACUUGUGCCAACCACGAAAUCACUUCAGGAAUUGGAGAUCGUGUAUCUAGUCCUAACAUGUGAUACAAUACCUCUAGAUAUCGCAAACACAUAGGAUUACCAUUUUCUUGGCUCGCAUAUCCUAUUGUAACCUACGCGAAGGUUUUCGAGGACGAGAUAAGAAAGCCUGCCAAAUUUCUCAAAUCUAUCCUUAGCUAUCACUUCUUGGUGGUAUAGUUACCGAAAUUAAUUCAGCAGUAUGGCUGGGCAGUGACCCUCAUACUUCUGGAAUUACUCUUGGUUUUUUAGAUGCUGGGCUUUUUGACGCUGGAUAUUAGACGUCUGGGGCUCUUCCAAGGUUAUGCUUGAUGAUCAUGUCCAUCUCAAAACGCUACAGCCCAUCGCCUAUACCAAGAUUUUUUGUUUUUGGACUGAGAAAGAACGUAUAGAAAGAUACGACUUCUCCUAUCAUACAUCACACAGAUUGUACUUUCGAAUUACCGAAAUCGGUCAAUCUACAGCGCACGGUAGAUCAAGUGCAGUGUUUAAGAAAUCGUACUUACAUGUCCACCAUAGUGAUAAAACACCUUCAUAUUGAAAACAUCGACAUCAAGGCUAUGUCAACCCCGAUGUUGUACUUCUGGGAUGCGUGAAUGCUCAACACUCGCUGUAACCUUAAAGGGUGCUGAUUGGAAAUCGUCGACCAUCCGAGACUGGGCUGUGGACCGCCAACAACCAGAAAGUGACCCCCAACAGGAUCGCAGAAUCUUGAGACCCAAACCAGAUUAGGAAGUCAAAUUUACUUUGCGUCUAGUGACUUUCAAUGUCGAAAACUCAACACCAAUGUUCAAAUACAUGAAUUUGGAUAUUGAACCACCAUGAACGUGGUUCAGCAGACAGUUACUUGAAACGUUUGAUUUAAACCAUACAGCAUCUAUUCAUCGGAAUUGGCAGCGCUUAUACCACCUCAAAUAUAAUGUAAAAUUCGAUGAGUUUUUGGUCGGAUCUCCCAAUAAUUUGACCUCAAACUGAUCAGGAAGAUUGAUAGCACACCAACUUGCAUAAUGCUGCUGGCUGGCCUUGGCCACUACCCAACCAACAACUUUCAUAUGAUUUUGAAACGUCAUUUUAUAACAUUCCCAUUCCAACACUAUUUAUUCCUUUGUUGCUUAUCUAUCGAUGAUACAUUACACACACCUCUAAUAUAGUUAGACGGAAUAAUUAUGUGAAAGAAAGAUCACGCCUCGUAGACAAAGACGUCUCAACAGCAGAUGGUGAACCUGACCAGAUGGUUGAGAAUGAGACAAUUUAAGAAAGUAAAUCUUUAAUUGCUCAUCUAUAGAGGUUCUCGUUUCUUGUUCAAUUGCUUGCUUUUUCUCUAUUUUCCUUUCAUUCCAUCUCAUCUAUUUGAUUAGAAAAAGCCUCAGGUUGUUCUAACACGGGUCUACUUUCAAAGAAUUGCCGCCACAGCGACGGGAUUUGUGACUGAAGACUUGGAAAGUUUCGUGAGAAGAACACCGAAAUUACACUUGGAAUCUUUAGGGCUUCGUCAUUGACUUCUUGACAUCGGCAACAUCGCGCUGGCGUUGGAUGAGAUUUUCCAAUACUCAAGAACGAGUAAAUUGUUGAACUAGCUUCCCAGUAACGAACAAAGAAAUUAUCCCGUCGGACAUCAACAUCUAUUCCACCUCAUUUCUCGAGAGAUCAGUAGAUCAUCAAGUCACCAUUGAUCGACAACUUCAACGAGGAUACCAUAAUAAGGUAUGAUGGAUCGUCGACCACAAUACAUGAAUGUGCCUAGCUAUCCCUCUCUUCUCAAACAUGGAACAUCCCAUCCCUCACCUCUUUCCCCCUUAACCCCACCUCGACGACUCCACCAACGCAGCCUGCUACCCAGCCCACCCAUCUCGCCACAUCUUCACAAACCCCCACCUCCUAUACCUUACCCAUGGAUUUGGCGCUGCCACAUAUGUCACUCUGUUUACCGUCUUGGCGUCACCCGUCGCUGCCUCGAAGACGGUCAUUACUUCUGUUCUUUGCCCACUCCACCCCCAUCUCCACAAACUGCUUCUCCCGUGUCCCCGUCCCCCUCCACUAGUUCUCUUUCCUCCCUGAUUCCCCCCAAGAAGAAAAAGAAACGUCGUCGCCAACCCCGUGGCUGCCGCGCCGAAUUUGACUACACAGGUUGGGAACAUUACAACCAUUGGCGACGGGAUAUCUCUCUCCUGAAAACCGAAUCUCGUUCUCUGAACAACCCACACUUCAUCCCUCCAUUGAAAAUAGGCAAAGAUUGUUACCGCGACUGCGAUUUUCCCUCGGAAUGUCAAACCAUACAUUUACGAUCAGCGAUAACCCCCAAAACGCGACAAAAAAGCGAACCGGAGUUAAUUUUCCCCAUUUCUCCCAUCAGUGCCGAGGAACGUCAACGCAUAGAUGAUGAACGAGAAGAUCAACAGUUGAUCUUUGAUAUAGCAGCUACUACACCACCAGCCACUCGUGCUCAUGGCGAAUUCCCUAGUUCCUCAACUCUCAUGCCCGAUAUCACUUCUCCCGAUUUUAACACGCUUGUUGAGCGCGAUCGGCGCAAGAGUUUGGAAGCGGAGAAACGCGGAUUAGAACACGAGGCGCAAUUUAUUGUUAGUCCUCUAACAAGUCAUACCGCCUUUGCGGAUAUAAAUUAUGGCGGCAGUGGAUCUACGAGUCCGAAAGGAAAAGAAUGUGAAAACGAAAGACAGGAAUUGAAAGAUGGUUUGGGAGUCUCGUAUCCUCCUGAACUAGACGAUCUAGCAGGAGAAGAAGAAACGGAAGAGGAUGAACAGGGAUAUGUGAGGGAGUUCAUACGAGUAAAGAAACGGAAAAGCAUAGCGAAAAUUGAACAGCUCACGGGAUUGAGGUUAUCAGAGGUGCAGUAUGGAAAGAUGGUAGGAGAGGUGGUGGACGGAGAUUUGGGAGGACCGAGGGUGGGAGAAGGAGAGGGAAGCAAAAGUCGGAGAGCUAGUGUAGAGAUUGAAAGUCCACCUAGUAGUCCGUUGAAGAUGUUUUAUACAGUAGAGGAUAGUGAUGAUGAGGAUGAUCUUGAUGAGGUCACCCCCUGGGAUGAACAGAGGAGGAAGCAUAUUCGAUAAUGAUCCACAUUUGUUUUGAUUCGAGUAAUUUGGUGGACCUGCAACUGGGAGGUUCUUCGAGGAAGUGGAUAUUGCGAAUUGCCGGAAUG
Botrytis deweyae is the source of this 3381-nucleotide messenger RNA. RefSeq lists its product as uncharacterized. Lineage: Eukaryota; Fungi; Ascomycota; Leotiomycetes; Helotiales; Sclerotiniaceae. Bases 1931 to 3292 code for a protein of 453 amino acids. The record is from RefSeq and is a predicted model, not a curated record. The transcript has 3 exons.